AUGUCCCCCUCCCCAUCAACCUGGCACUUCGAUAUAGACAGCUACCUCAACCCCUUCGUGCCCGCGCCAAGAUGGCAUCUCGUCCCAAAACCCAUCGCCCACAUGCUCGGGCAUCGUGAUAGCCCCGUCAAACCAAUAGGCAACAUCCUCAUCGCCGGCUGGUCACUGCUGGGGGCCUUCUGCGGCGUGGCACUAGUCGCAUCUGUUUCGAAGCGGGUGCCUUCCUUCGAAGCGCGGGACGCGCCUGCCAUUGUGGGCAGUUUUGGCGCUGCAGCCGUGAUCGAAUUCUGCGCCAUCGACUCGCCCUUCGCUCAGCCCCGUAACGCAAUCCUCAGCCAGGUCGUCGCGUGCGCCGUCGGCGUCAGCAUUGCGAAGUUAUUCGCGCUCAGCCCGGCUGCCGAGCAGUACACGGAGCUUGGGGGCGCGCUUGCUUGCGCUCUCACCACGGCCAUCAUGCUACUGACUAACACGGUGCACCCGCCGGCGGGCGCGACGGCGCUGUUGGCAGUCACGAAUGAGCAGACUGCGAGGCUGGGCUGGUUCCUGUUUCCGGUUAUGUUGCUUGGUGCUGUGCUGAUGCAGGUUGUCGCUGUUGUGGUUAAUAAUGUUCAGCGGAGGCGGUUAGUUGUUGAGGCUGGGGAUGUGCUGGUUCCUGAUGGGUUGUGGGUUUCUGAUGAGGAGAGAGAGGUUUUGGAGAGGAUAAGUGGGCGAAUUUGA
Penicillium soppii is the source of this 717-nucleotide messenger RNA. Its product is annotated as HPP family protein. Bases 1 to 717 code for a protein of 238 amino acids. The transcript has 3 exons. The record is from RefSeq and is a predicted model, not a curated record. NCBI's taxonomy places the organism in Eukaryota, Fungi, Ascomycota, Eurotiomycetes, Eurotiales, Aspergillaceae.